GUGCUGGUGUCACAAGAACAGAGAGCGCACACGAAGCGAACAUCCAACGGGCCCAACUCUGCUCCUGCUUUCCGGUCCGAGUGGAAGCUGCACACUGACAGCAAUUGUGGACACUUAGUCUGACUUAUUUUUCUUUUAGGGGAAGACACAAGUAUGGUCGCCCAGUUUACUCCGCUUGGAAAUCUGUGAGCGUGUCAUCCUUUCGCUCCUCCGGUCGAACAGCUCCUCUUGGCAAAAUGGGAAGGACUAACGAGAUGAAUAUGAUUUUAAUAACAAUACUGUUUGGACUGGCGGGUGCCUCGGCCAAGGAAGAGGAGUGCUUGUCGGUGCAGUACACCACUGACGGAAAGUGUUGCAAACAGUGUCCGCCCGGCGAGGGUGUCGUCAAGCCGUGCGGAGUCACGCAGACCGUGUGCGCGCCCUGCCUGGACAGCGAAACAUUCUCCGAAAACUUCAGCCACACAGAGCGAUGCCAGCCCUGCACAAAAUGCACGGGCCUCUUCCGCAUGGAGACGCCGUGCACGGACGCCAACGACGCCACCUGCGUGUGCAACUACGGCUUCUACCUGAACGACCUGUCGCAGAGGUGCGAGCCGUGCACCAAGUGCCCCGUGGGCCAGGGCAUGCUGUUCAGCUGCGAGCCGGACCACGACACCAUGUGCGAGGAGUGCGACAGGGACACGUACUCGGACCAGGAGAGCUCGCGGGACCCCUGCAUCCCCUGCACCUCCUGCGACGAGGGCGAGGAGCUGCAGCUGCAGGCCUGCACCGCUGUCACCGAUACAGUUUGUCAAGUGCAGUACCCCUCCGUGUCGCCAACGCCCUUCACCGCCAUCUCCAUGCCCACCUAUGACGACUUCCCCAUAGACGGCCCCCCGUCGGACGGCCCGACAGACGGCAGCGCCGUCGCCACCACCCCUGAGGGCGACUCCCACGAGCGCAUCUACCAGAGCCUGAACGACAAGCUCAUCCCCGUCUCCUGCUCCAUUCUGGCGGCCGCCGUGGUCGGACUCGUGGCCUUCGUCAUCUUCAAGAAGUGGAACAGCUGCAAGCAGAACAAGCAGCAGGCCAACAACGGCACGUCCAACCAGAACCAGACGCCGUCGCCCGAGGGCGAGAAGCUGCACAGCGACAGCGGCAUCUCGGUGGACAGUCAGAGUCUGCAGGAGCAGCUGGGCCAGACCCAAACGCAUACAGUGGUCACAAUGGACGAGGACCCCUGCCUGCUGCUGCCUCUGCACACCCGAGACAAGGUGGAGCAGCUGUUGUUCAACGGCGGCGAAGGGGACGACUCCAACAUGGAGGACGACUGGUGCAACUUGGCGGGCCUGCUGGGCUACGAGGAGGCGCGCAUCGCCGCCUUCCGCCAGGACGAGCACCCGGUGCGCGCGCUCCUGUCCGACUGGGCCAGCAAGGACUGCGCCAGCGUGGGCGCGCUGUGCACGGCGCUGCGCAAGAUCAACCGCAACGACAUCGCCCAGAGUUUGGCUCUCAGUCCCAGCGUCCCAAAGCCCAACGCCACCUCGGUGGUAUAGCGCAAGAACACGUUUGUUUUCUUUGUCUGAACAUGGAAGGAAAUUAGCUUUACCAAUAUCCCUCUGCAAUCAUUCCAACGUGGAUAGAAGCCUGUUUUCCCGCACUGAAGAUGAAUGCAACUUUUACUCUUGGCUCGCAAGCACUCUGUGUUACGAAUAGCCGUAAUAGUUGUACCAAAGAGGUGUUAAAAGACUCCAGCCCAUAGCUAAUAAGCACCAUUAUUUACAUUUGAGCCUCUUCUUUUUAGCAUUGAAAAAUGGCUGCGUACCGGAUGAGGCCUCCUUUCGACCAGGGGUCUGGAUCCUGGCAAGCGUGACACGCUGACCGGAGGAUGUCUGGAGUCUUUCAAAAUGGACCUCUGCACUGAGGAAUAGCCCACCCACUCCAGGACAUUGACCAUAGACGUUGACGGUCGUUGAACUCUUAGUCAUCGUGAAUAAUGUAGACCAGUCCACACACCCGCUCACAAUAUGUAACCAUGCAUGGAUUUAGGAUGUAGACGUUCAUGUACAUUUCAAGACACAUGACCUCCUGACAUAUGUAUACGAGAGGGUAUAUCGUAUUUCCACAAAUAGUGGUUCUCAAACUUUUUACACCAAACACGUCCUAAAAAAAUUCACUUUUACUUAAAAAUAAGAUACACUAGUGCAGUAGACGUUUUAUCAAAAAUAAGACAGAGGUUUUAUUCCUAAAAAGUACAUUUGAUAUUAUUGUAAGCCACUGUAACAUCAGGGGCAAAAUACUUAAGUAAUUCAAUUCAUAUGUAUUGCACAUAAAGGUUAAAUAAAAUUGAAGUUUAAAAACAAACAGUUCUUAGCAAGUAAAUGCAAAUGUACUAAAACGUUAAAUACAACUCAACUGUGGUUAGUCAGUGAUUCUUUCAUGUAGCACUAGAGGGAUGCUUGCCUUUAGUGGUACUAGUACACUACCAAACUUUGAGAAUCACUGAAAUAUACAGCCCAACAUUUUUUUACACCGUGGCCAAAUUUAAAAAGUAAAUUAGUAUAUUUUGGCUGGAAAUGUCUGAAUGUGGCAAAAGACUACAAGAGGUUGAUAAAAUUUGAUUUCAACCUCUUAAAAAAUGAUUCAAUUGUUUUGCUCAUAAAAGUUCUUAGUAUACUUAAAUAUUAAUGGAAUUGUAUGAACAUAAAAGUUUCAUUUAACUGAACUGUACUUAGAAAAUGACUAAAAUUAUUAUUCUAAUUUGUACAAAUAAAGGCCUCCCUAGUAAUCAGUAAAUAAACACCCCCAGCCACUAUUUGAGGACAUACAGUAUAAUCUCAUGUAUAUAUAUAUAUAUAUAUAUAUAUAUAUAUAUAUACAUACAUACACACACAUACAUACAGUAUAUGUGUGUGUGGAGUCUAUACUGCAAAAUCUGCAUAUUAGUAGCCAAUAUAAAGCAGCUGUGCGUCCACAAACCAUAUGCUGUACACGACUGCGCUACAGUACAUAAACCCGCACGCGGACAGUAUAGCAAGCUGCAAAACCAGAAAACAAAUGCACAGGUGAUCAGGAUACAAAACCAAAUGGGAGGUUUGACUCUCUAUCCUCUCCGCGUCCUUUCUCAGGGUAUCGCCAGCCUCCGACAAACACAACAAUCAUGGCGGUGGAUUUCCUUGUUAUUUAAUUACGCUGCCCAGAGAGGAAACCAAGCACCUAUUUUUAAAAAAAAUGUACUUAUCUUGUUUCUUUUUUUUUUUUUUAAACUGUGCGCUUAGGGAGGAGGGUAUAUUUGAAGGAGCUAAUGUUAUUGUUACUAAAAUGAAGGUAUUCCCACUCUACUAUGUGAGAGUUCUUUUAAUAUUGUUCUUUUGAUUGUAGCACUUAAAUGUGUAAUUAAUUACAUUUGUCUGUUUUACAUCGCAAGUGCCUGACAACUAUUUCAGGGCUUAUUGAUGUUGUACAGUUCAGUUUUGACAUGUUUUUGUCACAAUUUUGUGACUGUAAAUAGACCAAUUGUCUUUAUUUUCGUUUUUUUUUUUUUUUUUUUUUUUUUUAAGGAAACGUAUUAGAACCAAUUCAAAUACUAAUAUUGGAAAGCAACAUUGCAUGCAUGUUGCGUGUAAUAAUAAGCCUCCGUGUCCCUGGGACGCCGGACGGAUGCGUUACUAUAACUUUUAAGCGUAUCCUACAUUUGGAAACUGUGACCGGACAAUUUUCUCUGGAGAGUAUUUGUUUAAAACAAAAGGUUUGACUUGUACAGUAGUGAAGGUAAAUACGUGAUGAUUUUUGCACUUGAGCGUAGCGUCAUAGUGAUUACGCAAAACGAGGGGAGCUCUUGAUGUGGCUGAAAUGUACAGCUCUGAUCAUUACUGAAUGUUCCUUAUACACUAACACGUCAUAUUGUAUUAUACUUCAUGUGAAUUUGAGAGCUACUUCUUCUACAGUAAUAAAGGUCAUGAAUCUGUUUCAAUUAUUCAUUAACUCCCACCUAACGUGACAAUAUGUAAUCAUAUGCUCUUACAAUAAAAGCUCCAAAAUC
Molecule: messenger RNA, 4021 nt
Organism: Phyllopteryx taeniolatus (common seadragon)
Lineage: Eukaryota; Metazoa; Chordata; Actinopteri; Syngnathiformes; Syngnathidae
Gene: ngfrb
Product: nerve growth factor receptor b
Exons: 6
Coding region: 237-1535 (432 amino acids)
Biological process (GO): Rho protein signal transduction
Cellular component (GO): cell surface; plasma membrane
Molecular function (GO): death receptor activity; nerve growth factor binding; coreceptor activity
Source: RefSeq, a predicted model, not a curated record